Molecule: messenger RNA, 1888 nt
Organism: Zea mays
Lineage: Eukaryota; Viridiplantae; Streptophyta; Magnoliopsida; Poales; Poaceae
Product: shaggy-related protein kinase eta
Exons: 12
Coding region: 375-1487 (370 amino acids)
Biological process (GO): peptidyl-threonine phosphorylation; brassinosteroid mediated signaling pathway; cell differentiation
Cellular component (GO): nucleus; cytoplasm
Molecular function (GO): ATP binding; protein serine/threonine kinase activity
Source: RefSeq, a predicted model, not a curated record
GUGGCUCCGGCGUCCCGGAGCGGUCGCGCAGGCCUACCGGAUCUCUCCGCUCCGGCCCCGGCGUCGUGCUUGGUGGUUCACUGGUUCCCUCGUUUGACCUUCCGUAGAUCUGCGGCGCGCGAGGCGAGGCUAGGUCUAGCUACGUGCCCCUGCUGCGCGAUUUUCUCGUGGGAGAAGAAGGAACGUUGCUUAGCGGGGAGGAGAUGCACUGCCUUCCUGGUCCUUGCGUGCGCGCUAUGCAAGCUUGUAGCCGCCCCAUGCUUCCUCCAUACCGGUUGGCUUUAGCAUGCCGGCUUGGGUCGCCUUUGCAUACUGGUGUACUACGUGAUCACAACUGUGUUCCAAAUGGGGAAUUAAACUAGCAUGCUGGUUCUAUGAUUGAAGGGAAUGAUCCAGUCACGGGUCAUAUAAUCUCAACAACCAUUGGAGGGAAGAAUGGAGAGCCUAAAAAGACUAUCAGCUACAUGGCAGAGAGAGUUGUGGGAACUGGAUCAUUCGGAAUCGUCUUCCAGGCAAAAUGUCUGGAGACUGGUGAGACUGUUGCUAUCAAGAAGGUUUUGCAGGACAAGCGCUACAAGAACAGGGAGCUGCAAAUCAUGCGAUCCAUGGAUCACUGCAAUGCUGUUUCCUUGAAGCAUUGUUUCUUCUCCACCACAAGCAGAGAUGAACUUUUUCUUAACUUAGUGAUGGAGUUUGUUCCUGAGUCACUACAUCGUGUGCUGAAGCACUACAGCAAUAUGAACCAGAGGAUGCCGCUUAUUUAUGUUAAAUUAUAUACCUACCAGAUAUUUCGAGGUUUAGCCUAUAUUCACACAGUACCUGGUGUUUGCCACAGGGAUGUGAAACCACAGAAUCUUUUGGUUGAUCCAUUGACUCACCAAGUGAAGAUAUGUGAUUUUGGGAGUGCCAAAAUGUUGGUCAAAGGUGAAGCAAACAUUUCAUAUAUAUGCUCACGUUAUUACCGUGCUCCAGAGCUCAUAUUUGGGGCAACCGAGUACACAACAUCAAUUGAUAUUUGGUCAGCUGGAUGUGUUCUUGCUGAGCUGCUUCUUGGCCAGCCUCUCUUCCCUGGCGAAAGUGCUGUGGAUCAACUUGUUGAGAUAAUAAAGGUUCUUGGUACUCCAACACGUGAGGAAAUCCGUUGUAUGAAUCCAAACUACACCGAGUUUAGAUUUCCUCAGAUCAAAGCUCACCCAUGGCACAAGAUUUUCCACAAGCGGAUGCCUCCAGAAGCUAUAGAUCUCGCUUCACGUUUGCUCCAGUACUCACCAAAUCUAAGAUGCACUGCUCUUGAAGCGUGUGCACAUCCAUUCUUUGAUGAGUUGCGAGAGCCACAUGCGAGGUUGCCAAAUGGACGGCCAUUUCCUCCACUGUUCAACUUUAAACAGGAACUAGCAAAUGCCUCCCCGGAGCUCAUCAACAGGCUGAUCCCAGACCAUGCUAGGCGGCAUCUUGGGCUCACUUUAUUGCCCACCGCUGGACCAUAGGCGAAGGCUCUAUGGUGUUUAAACCUUGCUCUUUCUGAUUCUUCGUUGUGCCAUAGGCAAUUCAAGGUGUAGAAUCUGACCAUUAUUGGAAAGCCAAACACGAGCUGGCGCCAAUGUGUUGCAUAAGGAGAGGCGGUAUGUUCGUGCAGCCAGCCUUUUGCCGCCUGUUUUAAUGCAAAAUCUGAUUUUACUUAAGCAGUGUGAGGGGAAGUGGGUUGGUGUAUUGUUAAGCUAUUGAAGGAAUUCAAUCCCUGGUAUUGUAUUACUUUCUCCAACGUUAAAUGUUGUAGUUCGCCUGUAAGUGUUCCACAUCGCCUGUUAUCAGUCCGCAAUCCUUCGUGUAAAUGUUAUUAAUGAAAAAAAUACAUCUUGCUAUGUUACCGAUCGACUCAUUCCAAUCA